This is a messenger RNA of Marchantia polymorpha subsp. ruderalis, 2453 nucleotides long. The record is from the annotation of a GenBank genome assembly. NCBI's taxonomy places the organism in Eukaryota, Viridiplantae, Streptophyta, Marchantiopsida, Marchantiales, Marchantiaceae.
GGACGAAGUUUGGAUGAAUGUUGCACGACGAUCAUGAGGAGGAGCUGAACGAGGUUGAAGCUGAACGGGUGCGGGAGCAGGAGCCUGGGGAAAGAGGAUUCGUGCACUACAGAUUGUCGAUGGACGAGUGAGGUGACAGGGUCGGGAGUGGACAGGGUCUGGAGCGGAUCGAGAACUCGAUGAGGCGGGUUGGGAAUCCCCGGGCUCUGGCAGCUGUGGCAAGAAGUGGAGGAAAUUUGGCUCAGAGAUGCUUCUUGAGAAAUUCCUUCUCUGGUCCCGGUGGACGGGGCAGAGGAGCAGGAAUUGGUGUGCCCCGAGGGCCGAUCGGGGCUGCUGUGCCCGAGAGCGAGGAGAAAGAUGUUGCGAGCGGUGUCGGCAGAGGCCAGGGGAUUGACGGCAAUCAGCAGCAAGCCGGGGAGGUUGGGGAUGAUGGGGUUGAAUGGAGAGAUGCGGUGCAGAGACGGAUCAGUUUGAUGGAUGUGCAGAAUAGGGCAGCGGAUGGUGGACCUGCUGGCCGAGGUAGAGGGAUUGGGAUAGGUUCUGCCUCUGAGGAUCCAGUCGGAGGAAGAUCAAUCCCAUUCUCCGCACAAUCGGAUGCGUUUCCUGGAAUCGGAAGAGGGAGAGGAAUCAACGUCGUUCCUCAGCAGAGUGGAGGAAGAGGGAGGAUUGUUCCAAUUCCUGCGCUGGGAGCUGCAGGCAGAGGCCUCCCACAAUCUCCUCUCGGGAGCUCAAUCGAUUCCGAGAAGGUCUCAUCUGAGAUUCCUAGCUAUGAGGAGGAGAGCGAAGUGAGAGCCUCACCUGCCCAGGUCGAGGCAACUCCUCCAAUUUUCCGAAGAAUUUUUAGCUCACCCCUCGGGAACUCGAGCGAACCUGAGAGGGUUUCAUCUGACAUUGCUAGCUUCGCAGAGGACGACAGUGAAUUGAGAGCUUCUCCUGCCAAGGUCGAGGCAACUCCUCCAUCUGCACCAAGAAUUUUUUUCGCACCUCAGAUUUCUUUGCCUUCAGCCGGGAGGGGCCGUGGACAUGUUGAGGAAGCUGCUCCAUCCAUUAUUGGUGCUGAAAUGGAGGAGUCACAGCAGGUUGGUCGGGUCAGCAGGGAAGCAGGAAGGGGCCAACAAAAAUCCUCUAGAGCACAGAGACUACAACUAUCUACUGAAGAGGCCAGAGCUCGAGCGAUUGCAAUUUUGGAAGAAGGAAUUGAGAAGAAUGUGGCGGCAGAAGGAGAGAGGAGGAGGAAAGCAGGUAUGGAGAAGUUUGCAGAUGCCACUGAAAUAUUUGCAGACAGGUUUAAACGAGAACCAGGACAAGCACCAUCACAAACCCAGAGAACUAGGAAGGAAAGAGAAAGGCCUAAAAGACCCGGUCCCAGACGAGGGCCCAGAUCUGCUGAUGAAUUAUCUCUGUCAGAGCCUUCUGUGGAGGAACAACUUACACCUGAGCAGGAAGCAGAAUUGUUGCGACUUGAUAAUGAGAGCACUUUCAAAGAAAACCUCCAUAGGCUGUUCCUGGUACAAUUUGAACCGGAAUAUGCAAUGGAAGACUUCGGCAGAAACCCGGACAUCGAUGAACCACCUGUUCUUUCACUGGAAGAAUAUUUACAGAAGUUGAAACCUAUGUUUUUACGGAAGGAUGCCGAAUUAUCUGAGGAGCAAAAGUGGCAGGAAGCUGUACAAGCAUCCUUAGCUCACGCACCACAAUUGGAGAAGUUGGUGGAGGCAUAUGCUGGUCGUGGUCGUAUGACUGCUCGACAGCAGAUUCAGAAGAUGGAAGCGAUUAGUAAUAAGCUGCCAACAAGUGUACCUCCUGAAGUAUCAGCUUUCACGCAGCGCGCCCUUAUCACCUUACAGAACAACCCAGGAUUGACAUUUAAACAGAAGGAGCGAUUGAUGAACAAUCUCGUCUCCGGGUUCUCGUCAGGGUGAAACCCACUUGAUUAUACCACAAGGAAAGCACCGAGGAACAUUGUCCUUAAAAAUUCAUGUCCCCUGGCCUGAACUUCUAGUUCUGCCGAGCAAGCACAGAUCAUCGAGAUCAUUAAUCAGAGACCCCUUUUGGGUGGGUGAGGAAGGCCAGAUCGAUUAGGUACAAGUCCAUCUAAAUCUUCAACUUCAAAAUUGAAAGGAGCCUUGAACCAAGAAUGCUCCAAGUCCAACCUUCUUGAGCCUUGAGCUUGAGUUAGGUGCUGGUGUUCGAGCCUCAUGCUGUAGUCUCAUUCUUUAUCUCUGAUAUAUCCGUGAUAUUUUUUAGGUCCUUGAUGCAAUUAGCUGUCCGUCCAUUCGUGUGAGAUGGAUGCACUGUGUCUAAAGUUCUGUGUGGUACAAAGGUCGUGGAAACUUGUAUCAUGGCCCGGCCUUUACGAUUAUGGAUGUGUAUUUUUGAAAGCAAUCCAUUAUGGUGGAGGAACUUGGACUGGCCAGCGUGUUGAAAGCUUCUUGGACUGUACCUUACUGACC